UUUAAAAGGCACUUAGCACUGAGCAGGAGCAGGUGUAAGAAGGAAUCUGUGCUGAGGGGACUGCCAUUAACGGAGAGACCCCAGCAUACACAGUUUCCCUUACAUAGGUGAAAAAAUAAAGGAGACAAGAAUUUGUUAUUUUUUUGUAUCCUUUAAAUUCAAAGUAAAUCUUAUUAAGAGAGAGCAAAGCCUUGUCUGCUAAUUUAGGAAAAGGAUUGAAAGAUCUUAUAAGGUAGAAAAAGACUAUCACAGGAGAAGAUAUCUUUGGAGUAACUGGACAACAAAGAUUCACAGCCUUAACCUGCAGACUUGAAAACAGCCUUUACAAAUUAUAAGAUACUUCUGUAUUCAGGGAGAUAUUUUCGACCUUGGAAAGAAGAAUCAAGUGAUGGGUAAUACAAGCAGCUCAACUGUGGAUGACCUGCAGGCAGUGGAAAUCCACCACUGGUACAAGAAGUUCAUGAUAGAAUGUCCCUCUGGUCAGCUCACACUGCAUGAGUUCAAACAGUUUUUUGGCCUACGUGGGCUAAGUGGAGAUGCCAACAGCUACAUAGAACAAAUGUUCCGCACCUUUGACAUGAACAAGGUAAGAGAACAAAUUAUAAACACCGAAUGCUGGAUAACAAUCUUUCCCAGGGGAUUGAAAAUAUCAUACAAGGCAGUAUAUAUCCUUCUGUACACAGCUAAAAUUUGGUGCCCGUUAACAAGAUAGUCAUAGGCUACCAGCUAAACUAUGGAGUACCUAGAUACAAGUAAAUCUAGAAAUCUAAUCCACAGAGUGCCUAGAAACAUAUCUGAAAAUCUACAUCACGAGGGAACUAAUUAUAUGUACAUCUAGAAAUCUAAAUAUAAUAGUGUCUAAAUAUGUACAUUAUAUAUACUAAAAAGUGUUUAGACACAUGCAUAUACACAUGUUCAUCUAAAGAGCUAAAUCAUGGAGUGCCUGGGCAUGUGCAUGUGUAGACACAUUUAUAUCUAGAAAUCUAGAUGACGGAGUGCCUACACACUUUUCUAUCUACAAAUCUAAACCAUGGAGGGUGCAGAUACAUGCAUUUCUAGAAAGCUAAACAGCACAUUUUUUUUUUUUUACAAAAUUCCAAAACAAAUUGCAAAUUCUAAAUCAGCGACAGCCCUAAGACAGAAAUACAUUAAUUUGCUGAAAUAAAAUAUAAUAGCAAACAACACACCUUCGAUAUUAGUCCUCCUGUGGUCAAAUUAAAACAUGAACUGUAGAUUGACAAAAGAAAAAUGUAAAGAGAAUUUAAUUACUAUGUUGUGGCUUUAUAGCGUAUUUUGUUUUUACUUUUUGUAGUUAUAUAAAUAAAGGGCCAUUUCACAUAUCUCAUUGGUUGAGCUAUGAGAAUGUUAUUUAUGUUAUAAAUAGCUUUUUUUUGUCAUGUUGCAUGAUUGAUGGCUGAGAUAAACUAGUGGGUACCAAUAUUUAGCUAUGAGAAAAAUGGAAGAGGUGUUACAAGUAAAGUUAUGUUCUGAAAUUAUCUUUGAGUGGCUCAUGCAGUUAAACAGACCCUAUAUUUACUUAACAAUAAGCUGAAAUGAUACGCAUUGUAAAUAAUACACCCAUGAAGAGAUAAACUAAUAUAUACAGAAUGUAUUAUAAUUUAUAAAAAAUUAAGAGAUAAUGUCUGAAUUUGUGGAGAGAUUGCAAGAUCCUGAACACAAAUGUGACUGUGGGAUACAUGUAUGUUUUGGGUUACAACCUGUGGAUUAUACCUAUGGCCUUACAAAUAACUAAGCAUAUGAAAGGAAAAUUAACUUAAAUCACCUCUUCAAGUGUAGAGCUGUAGUGAAUAUACAAAUAUUUAAAUUUUCCCAGACCAUACUGCAGUAGUUGUGGUUGGAAGAUAUAUAUCUCAUUGUAGGCUAUUAAACCCCAGGAUCUGUAUUCCAAGUAACAAGAUAUACCUUCUAACUAUUUACCAGUACACUUACAGUCUCUAGGUCUGUUAUCUGACAGGAUGCUGGCUUAAAUAAAAAUCCUAACAAUUAUAGUCCAAAACUAGAAAUCGUCAGUUGAAAAUAUAGCUCAGUGACCAACGUUUUGUUGAAUAUAUAUGUACAAUGAUAAUUUCAGCACAGUUUUGAGAUUCAAAUGUGGAGAAUCUCUGCAUUCUAAUUUGCCUGUGUGCUAAAUAAGAAAUGUGUCAUUCAAAUGAAUUUCGUAGGUAUGAACACAUCAUAAUAUCUAUCUAUCGAUCGACCGACCGAUCGAUCAAUAGAAAUAUAAUAAUAUAAAACCAGAAGUGUUUCACUCACUUGAACAUGCAUACUUAUUAGGGUGCCGCCGGGGCCAAUUCAUACUACAUACAAAAUUCAGCGCACUCACUCAUUCACUAAACAGCAAUUGCAAGUCUCACAGAAUGCAAUAGUUUUAUUUAAAAACACCUCACCAAAAAAUUAUAAGGGUUUAGUUACAGUAUAUGAUCAUACAUUGCCUACCACAACGUCAAUGUACCCCAUUCUUGGAUGGUCCUGCUCUAGCAUUAUAUUUCCAUCCCCAAAUAUAUAUAUACAUAUAAAAACAAGUUGUCCUGUUGUUGACCCUGAGGAAAUUCCCAAUCGGAGACUGAAACACUGGUCGUUUUUAAAUCUUAUUUAAUAAAGUAUUUACAUUUUAAGACCGGUGAGCAGCCAUUCUAUUUUGGAUUUAUAUAUAUAUAUAUAUAUAUAUAUAUAUAUAUAUAUUGCUGUUAUGCAUCACCUUUGGAUCUCAAGUUGGAGUUUGAAAAGUCCUCCUUGGACACAGGAACUUUAAAAAAAAUCAUAUCUCUACAACUAUCCCAGAGUUGCCAGCUAUACAUGAACUUGGACAGGCAUUGUGUUUCAGAAUUUAUAUUGCAUUUCUGCAGAUACCCUUAGCAAUGGACACCAUUUACAGUUUUUCUUUUUAAAGAAAAGUAAGGGUUAUGGACAAAAAGGCCAACAUGAGCUAUGUAGAUGAUGCAAUAUAUGUUCUGUUUGCACUGUGGGGAGUUUUAUCAUGUUUGGAAUACACACUCAUAUAUGUAUAUAUCAAACAAGAUUGUGGAAGGCAUUCACAAGGCAUUGUGGAGGAAUAAAUUGGUGGCAGGUUGGUAUAUAGACAUAGCAGACCAAUUUCUCUUUUGCCAAAGCAACCUAUGGAUUUGCCCUGACAUUUGACAGUAGCAGGUUUUACAUAGUUACAUAGUUUUCUUCCAGUUUCAGUUUAUGGGUAACAGAAUGUCCUUAUGACACCGUCUGUGGCAUCAUUGAGAGAAGGAGAAAUGAGAGAAUAGUUAGACAGACACACAGAUAAGCAAAACCUGAAACUAAACAUGUUUAUGUUCAAUCAGACAUGUAGUAUUUGAUUAUGUGAUAGAAUAACAACAUAUAGCUUGGCUUUGCCUUUAUCACAUCUGUCACAUAUCCCCAUAGACAUUGGCAGGUGUAUAACAGUUCCAAGGAUAGUCCUAGAGCAAAAGCAUUUACUUAUAUAACCAUGUGUCACUGUCUUUUGCUUUUGGACCACCGUGUUCUGAUUAAUGUGUCUCUGUGUCACACAGGAUGGGUACAUUGAUUUCAUGGAAUAUGUUGCUGCUCUCAGUCUGGUCCUCCGUGGAAAGAUCGAACAAAAGCUGCGCUGGUAUUUCAAGCUUUAUGAUGUGGAUGGGAAUGGAUGUAUUGACCGUCAUGAAUUGCUGAAUAUCAUCAAGGUGAGAAUUGAAUAUUUUAAGAUCUAUUUCAAAGCAAGUGCAGAGCAUUUAGAAUAAAGGAUACCAAGGAAUUCGGACCCAAAUGUUAAUGUAAAGUUACUUUUCAAAUUCGGUGAAUAAAUUUAAUCAUCUGCAUUAUUAAAUGAAUUAUAGAAACAUAGAAUGUGACAGCAGAUAAGAACCAUUAAUACACUGCUCCACUCCCUCCCCCAAUGUAAUACAGUGAUCCUCUCCCUUGCCCAAAUUAAUACACUGCCCUCUCCCUCAAAUUAACACAGUGCCCACUUCCUUCCCCAAUUUAAUACAUUGGCCUCCUCCAUCCCCCAAAUUAAUACACUGCCCUCUCCCUCCUUCAAUUUAAUACACUGCCCCUCCUCCCCAAUUUAACACACAAUAUAGAAACAUAGAAACAUAGAAACAUAGAAUGUGACUUCAGAUAAGAACCAUUCGGCCCAUCUAGUCUGCCCAAUUUUUGAAAUACUUUCAUUAGUCCCUAGCCUUAUCUUAUAGCUAGGAUAGCCUUAUGUUUAUCCCACACAUGCUUAAAUUCCUUUACUGUGUUAACCUCUACCACUUCAGCUGGAAUGCUAUUCCAUGCAUCCACUACCCUCUCAGUAAAGUAAUACUUCCUGAUAUUAUUUUUAAACCUUUGCCCUCUAAUUUAAGAAUAUGUCCUCUUGUUGUGGUAGUUUUUCUUAUUUUAAAUAUAGUCUCCUCCUUUACUGUAUUGAUUCCCUUUACGUAGUUAAAUGUUUCUAUCAUAUCCCCCCUGUCUCGUCUUUCCUCCAAGCUAUACAUGUGAAGUUCCUUUAAUCUUUCCUGGUAAGUUUUAUCCUGCAAUCCAUGAACCAGUUUAGUAGCCCUUCUCUGAACUCUUUAUAAAUUAUCAAUAUCCUUCAGGAGAUACGGUCUCCAGUACUGCGUACAAUACACAAAGUGAGGUCUCACCAGUGUAUACAAGAUACCAUUGUAUUGACUCAAUUGCUUUGUAUAUAGAAGCAAAAGGCCCAACCCUCUUUUUCUAUGAAAAUAUAUCCUUAAUGAACCGCCAACCAAUAAGGCUACAUUUCAGUCUACAUGAAACUUCUUAAGCAUUAACAUGUGUCAUGGAAUGUGAACAAUCUUCUUAUUAUAUACGUAGAAACUUGUUAAGUCUGAUUAUGUGACCAUCACAAUGCUGCCAACCUGUAUGUGCUAUAUGCUUACCGGUAUAUUGAAUAAAUCUAUUAGACAUAUUAUCUUAGUAUUUUAGUGAUGUGUCCGAUGUUGCACUGUAUCUAAACUCUAAACAAUCUAAACAAUCAAAAAUCAGCUAUAAUUGUAUUUUAAUAAAUAUUAUUAAUACAUUAUUAUUUUGUUAUUAAUGCUGUUAUUCGAACCCUUGUUUGGAAAGCUUUCAUUUUGGCAUUGUAAACCCCACAAUGAAAAAACUGCUGGAUAUUUUAAUUUACAUAUGGAAGGAAAAGCACAAAAUACCAAGAUUAAAUCUCAAUUAAAUUUAAGCUUGUUUGUGAUUCUAGUGUUUGUUGUUUUCCAUCGCAAAGUCUAAAACUUGGCAUACCCAGGGCCACUGGUUAAGUAAUCUUCUCCCAUGGAAGAAUCAGUUACUCUCAGACCCACAGCUAGACGUUUCCAUGCAAGUGCACUGGCCAAACUCAUAACUGACCAGAAAAUGCAGAAUUCUAAAACUUUUGUAAUGAGGCUGGAUAGAGCAAACAGAGCUGGCAAACACUGCUACCCAACGGUCCAGCCCUAACUGCAGUCUGAGAUGUAUAGAGGAACACCUUGGACUUUCAAACACGUCUCUAUUUCAGGAAUGUCCGGUUAAACAGAGAAUGAUGAAUAUGGGCAAUGAAAAUAUUUAGGACUUAGUACUAGAUAAUUCACAAUUCAAGGAACUGAGUAAUGGUAACACAACAAUAUCUCAUAGGCUAAUUCUAAACAAGUUUUGAUUGCAGAAUACAAACAUAAUCCAAAUGGAGACACAAAAAUCAAGACAGUAUAAAUCAAAGUUGAGAACUCCAAAUAAUUAUUUACACUGUGUGUAUAAAUCGUGCAACAAAAUAUAUAACAAACAGAAAUACUUGUUCCAUUGUUUGUCAUAUGCUGCACUCACAGAACCCAUAAAAAACAAAGGAAUUAAUUGUGCAAGGAGUCUUAAUUAAUACAAAGGAUUAACUCUUUAGUAUUCUACUUACUUUUUUAAAUUUUUCUUUUUUUAGAGCAAACUGUUUUUUCAGAGCUCUGUAUCGGUUGUACAGCAGCACCAAUCAGGUUUCUUUUAUUCUGAUCUUUGGCUAAAGCUUUGGAUUAUGAGUUAAAUCUCGCAAAGUUGCAUGGGGCAUGUGGUUAAUUGCCCCCACAGCAGUGAAAUAUACCACUUUUUUUGCAGUGUUACCUAUUUAACUGUGCAAAUAUUGCAGUUGCUUUUAGGGUCAGACAGAUGUCAGUUCUAAAUAUAUGUGCAGAAAAAAUAGGGAUACAGCUGUAUAAUCGAUUAAGAAUACAUCAACAAAACCUAGUGUAGAAACAUAGAUGUCAGUGCUCCCUCAGCACCAAAUAAACAUUAAUAAAGGGUUAUUUUCUUUAAAAGGUGGUCAGUGACAUUUGGAGUUUUUGGGGGUUUUGAGAGAAGUGCCUUUGCUUACAUCAAAAAUCUCUUACUAUUAUUCCGACUUAUCCGGGAACCCUUUUCACCUUUGCAUAACACCGUGAUAAAGGGUUAAUUUAUUUUCCUUUUUUAAAAGUGUUUGGGUGGGAGUGGUGAGAGGUAAAAGAGAAAAUACUAGAGAAGACUUUCCUGCUCAUGUGUAGGGAUUAAAUCAGGAAAGACCAUAGAGGCUGACUGUCCUUUUUUUUUCGAACACUGUUUGACCCAAGGUGCUUGUAUACAGCUGAAGGAUCCUGUCAUGUAGGGAUGAGUGUUUCAUCUUUUUUUCUUUUACAAAUGCUUCAUUUUUUAAAAUCUAUUUUGUUUCAAAACUUGAUGAAAGGGUCAUUAUAUUGAAAAAUAGUUUUGAGAAGGCAUUGGUCCUUUAACCCCUUAAGGACACAUGUCAUGUGCGACAUGUCAUGAUUCCCUUCUAUUCCAGAAGUUUGGUCCUUAAGGGUCUAAGAAGUUAAGUAAAUCCCACAGUCUUAUAAACCAACCCAGCUCAAUUUUCUAACCCACCACUUCACCAACCUUAGUGAAGCCUUAGUUUUCUAUCAAAACCCAGUUUGAAUUCUUCCUACCAUAGCCUAAUUUCUGACCCUUGACUCAGUAUAAGUUCUUGAACCAAACCCAGUCGUUUCUCUUUCCCUUUCAAUCUUUCCCUUUUAGCUCAUCCUGUUCAUAUUCCCCUAUUAAUUUUCCCCUUAAACCACAUAUCCCCUCUUCAUUUCCAAUUCCACGUCAUGUAUUUUUUAUUUUCUCCUUCAUCUAUCUCUCUGCACUUAUUCUAUUCAUAAUUUUCCCUUUAUAUCACCCCCCUGCAGUCUUCAUUUAAUAUAUUAUCCCAAAUCUCAGUUCUCUUGGUGUUUUAGUGGCAUGGGAGGUGAGCGGGCUCUGUUUCUCUCAGCACAGAUGUGCAGUCAUUGUCUUCAAUGUGCUUGCAACUGACAACAAGUGUGGAUAACCUUUUGAUAAAACAAACAAGGAGAAGCCCUGCAACCUCCACCAAUGGACCCUUCACGCAUCCAAUCAGCACUUUUCAGAAUCUAUGAGAGCAGGUCUGCUCUCAUGUGAUCACACCAAUGGCUGACUGAAUAUAUCACCCGAUUAGUCUUGGCUCUGGUGGCCAACUAGAAAAGUGCUAGUAUUUCGGUAGACCAGAUUAAAUGGAUGUCAGGUGCAUAACAAAAGCACUUUUUCUCUCCUUUUAUCUACUAUCUAAAGACUCAGAUGCCGGUGUUUUCAUCCUGCUGUGUUGCAUGGGCUCUGCAUAUAAAUAAUUUAUGCCAUGUUUGUGCAUUGUGCUCCUUUUACACAUCAACCAUUAGCAUUAAAUAACUCUAAUUCUCACUCAGGUAUUUCCUGAGUAAAUAGUCUUAAAUACUUUAAGCUUGGUUCUUAUAUUAAACCUGCCCUUUAUUAGCUUGGCUCGUUUCCAUAAGCUAUUCUGAGAAUUGAUGGAGGGCCUUCAGAAGUCCAGUGGCCUCACAAACCAAGGAGAAAACAAUCCAUGCCAGUUUUAUACCAUCCUUUUCUUUGUAGAUUCAUUCUAUCCAUUUCAGUAUCCAGAGGUUACGGUGGGAGCAAAACUCUGGAGAUUAAUCAGGGAAAAUUUAUCCAAAUUAAUGAAUUGAGUUCAUGAGUUUACUAUCCUUUCUGUUGACCGUGGCAAAGGGAGUCUGCAAAGUUAAGCUCUUAUGUAGGUUGAGGGCUAUAUAUAAAUAAAACUUCAGGACAUAUAUAUCAAACACAGAGUAUUAAACUAGAUAAAUCAUCAAAAUUUAACACAGUCAUCAGGGCAUAUAUUUGAUAAAAUGAUAAUAACGUACAUAUGAAGUAUGCAGUCCAAAGUUUUUCUUUUCUUAACCAAACAUUAAGACAUGCUUCUUAUAAUAUAUAAAUACUAGUAUCAUCAUGUUAAUGCAGAGGUCCCAAUGACAAUGGCAAAGUACUACUACUGUGCUGCGCUACAACUGUCAAACCCUGCCACACUCCAGAACUUAUGUCAACUACAAUGUUCACUUUAGGAAGGUGGUGCCAUCACUGCUUCCCCACUCAGAACCAUCCAAAUGACAGCGCAAAUCUACCAGUGACAAUCCUAGUGAUCAUUUUAAAGCAUUACUGCUGAGCAGCUGCCUAGAAGGCCAAAGGAGCUAAGAAAUUAGCAUUUGCUUGUUCAUUCCCUUAAAUCUCUGUGGCAUUUUCAAUGAUUUAAAGAUAGUGAAUGCAGGAAUGUGAUGUCAUUUCAACAUCUGCCAUGUUGAAACCAUUGUAUAACUUUAAAGUGCAGAAACACAGAACCAAAAAAGUAAACUACCAAGGAUAAACCUGGUAAACUGAGAUUUGCCAAAAUACACCUGUAGUGCUGUCAAACAGAUAGGCUAGUAAAGCUACUUUGUCCUGGUUUCACUUUCUCCAUCUCUACGUGAUGCAAAUGGUGCUGAAAUACAGACAUGCUUUAUUGCUUUUUAAAUUUUUUGGUUAUUCUUCAACAUCGGGGGUAGUAAUCAAAAGCUACUAAGAUACUUAAAAUAUAUAUAGUUUUUCUUUUACAUAAUUUUUAUUGAGAUAAAAAUAGAUAUUUUCUGUUUUUAUAGUUAGUAUGUUUCUUUUAUAGCCUGGUGACUGUAAGAGUGUGUGUCAAAGCAUUAUGUAUACAUUGUUGAAAAACCCAAAGCACACCAAGUUAAUCUUGCACAUAAAAAAGAUUUUAUUAAGUAGAAAUUUGAUAGAAAUAGUAUGAGUAAAGUGCAGCAGGGGUUGCUGUAUCUCCUGCUCUGGGUUGGUAAGCCUAUUUUAUUGUGGGUAUGUGGGUUAUUUCAUUGAGCACUUAUCUUUGAAUUUGAUAUGUAUAAUAGGUAUGUUAUUCUUUAUUUGUAUGCAUCAUAUACUGUUUGCACUUUACUUGUACUAUUUCUUAUCAAAUUUCCACUUAAUAAAAUCUUGUGUGCUUUGGUAUGCAUGAAUCUGGUGGUGGAACAGAUUUUCCCAUUUGGUACCCAAUUUCUUCUUAUCGUACCACUACCCUUAUUAAGGCGAGCGCUCACUACAAAAUUUUAUAUGCAAAGCAUUACUGUAUGUCUGAGAUAUUUUCCAGUAUGUGUGUAUGUGUCUGUGUUUCUGACAGUGUGUCUGUAAGUGUUGUUUAUGAAUGUAUGUUUUUUUGAAACUAUUUGACAGAUUUUGAAUGCAUCCAAGACAAUUUAUAGGUUUUCAAGAGUAGUCUUCAAGUGUGAGAUUGCAUAAAACACCAUUUGCAGAAUUGAGAGUGUUUGUCAGAGUGUCUGUGUCUGUCAUUGUCUAAUAGUUUGACUAUUUGUCAUAAGAGAUUUUUUUUUCUCUAAAAACAUAAUGAAAAGUUACCUGUACUUUCAUUAUGCAAUAAUAAAAAUAAUAAGAAAUGGUGGGCAUCAAACUUAGCUUCCGUGCAGAGGACUUACUAACAGCCCUGGGACCUUAUAUUUAAAGAGAUGUUCCAAGAACUGCCUUGCUGUGUCGCCUACUUAGCUUUCAGUAAUGGUUGCCAUCCUUGUUCAGAUCUGAAUGCUUUUUUUAUCAGAGCAUUUCUAUUUACAAGAAUUCAUGUGCUCUGUCUGGGUGGCAUUCUUUUAAAGUUAAUUCCCUCAGACACACUGGUUUAAUUAAACAGCCAGGAAAUACAGACAUUCCUGUGCAUACCAUUAAUCAUAACCUAAUACCCAGAUGUUAGAUCAUAUGCAUCAGCAAAUAGCACUUUCAAGGUGACUAUUGAGCUGCCCUGCCGCUUUAACAGGAUUUAGAAGCAGUUAUGAUUAGUCUGUUCCCAAUAAGAGCAAGUUAAUCUGCUGAAAGAUGGAGGGUGGUAAUGAGGGGAGGGGGAAGUUAAUCAAGCUGUGACCCAAUAACCUACUAAUUUAUUACAGGUAUACAAAUACAAAAUACAGUUCUUCUUUGACUAUUACUAUAGAGGCGUAAUAGGCUUAAGAGUUACAAAUUACAGCACACAAUACAGAUUUGUUAAAUAGUAUCACCAUGAACAUGCCAUGUAAUAUGUUGUUUUACAAAAUAAGUAGUUUGAUAUCUUAUUAGACAAUGCAACAGUGUGGAUUCUAUAAUUGGCUUUGCAAGAUAUAUUUGCAUUAUUAAUAUUAUAUCAAAUCCACUUUGACAGUCGGCAAAAAUGUCAUUUAAUUAUUUUCUGACAAUAUAUUCAAUAGAUGUCUGCUGGCACUCCACCAACAUAUAGAUAUAAAGUACUGCUUGCCUGGGUGCAAAUAUCCCUUGUUGAAAUAUGUAGCAUAAAAUGAAAAAAUAGGAUGCACUCAAAGGUCUUAGGUUAAAGGUUUAUUUAUUGAAAAAAAUUCAAUAAAUAAUUUAUCAUUUCUUUGUACAAAAUAACCAACGUUUUGACCCUCUAAGGGUCUUUUUCAAGACCUUUUUCAAGAUAAAUACAAAAGUCACCUUUAACUCAAGACCUGCGAGUGCAUCCUAUUUUACACACACACAUAUAUAUAUAUAUAUAUAAAAAGAUAUAUAUACAAAUAUAUAUACAUAUACAAAUAUAUAUAUAUAUAUAUAUAUAUAUAUAUAUAUAUAUACACACACACAUACAAAUAUAUAUAUACACACAUAUAAACAAAAAUAAAAAUCAAAAUGCACUCACAGGUCUUCUGGUUAAUAGGAAAACUGGUGCUUUAAUAAAUCAUCUGUGAUGUACAAAAAAAUCAAUCGACGUUUCGACCCUGCCGGGUCUUUUUCAAGAUCUUGAGUUCUUGAAAAAGACCCGGCAGGGUCGAAACGUCGAUUGAUUUUUUUGUACAUCACAGAUGAUUUAUUAAAGCACCAGUUUUCCUAUUAACCAGAAGACCUGUGAGUGCAUUUUGAUUUUUAUUUUUGUUUAUAUAUUUGACGCCAACAAUUUGUACCCAGGCAUGUGAGUUAAAAAUUUAUAUUUUUUUGGAGGUGAGUGCCAAGCGUUCACCUAUACACACAUAUAUAUAUAUAUACUUGCAAAUCCCUGCACACAAGCUCAAAAGUCGCUUAAAUCGCCAGGUGCCAAAAGCCUGGACUCCAAAAUGUAUACUAUGUUAAUGAAGGAGGCUUUAUUCCGGACUUGUAAAAUCCAAUGCUUUAUUAGAGAAAAAAAAAGUUAAAAGAUUAGCGUAUUUUUUUUCAUAGAUGUUAUAGAUCCAUACAGCAGAACCCAUACAGCAGUUACUCAUAAAGCAAAUAUUGGAAAGAUAAAGGAGGUACAGACACACUUUAAUGGUUGUAACACAGCCCUCUCCCCAAGUUGAUUCAUUUUCUUUUUCAUUUAUUCAUAAUAUUCUAGCCAAGAGCUUUUUCUUAAUUUCACUAAAUGCAAACCAUUUGUCCUUCUAUGACAAAUGGUUUGUAUAUCAGUGCAACAAAAUAGACAUACUGGACUGGUAACCACUAACAUAAACAAUAUUCACAUAUGUCACAUUCAUCAUAUAGCAAUUGUCUUUGAAUAAUGGACAUAUUAAAUAGUGCAAUAUGCUCCGGAGCACAGUUAUAUUUACUUGUUAUGAUAAAUGCAAAUGUAUUGGCUUGAAAUUUUGACUCAGGGAGGACACAGAAUAUUCUCUAUUUGUUAAGCCUACCAUGAGAUACAUUUUGACACAUCAUUAAAGUGCCUUGCAGAUAUGUGUUGAUUCACCAAAACUUUGAACAUGUACUUGAGACUGCAUUAAAGAGAGCUUCACAUAAAUAGUCUAAGGACACAUAAAAGACUACUCACAAGAUGAUAAGCCCUUAGAAAAAUGCUAAGGUCAAUAGGAUAUAAUGUUAAGUACACGAUUGGUUUAGCAGUCAUUAAAGGGAUUUAUCUGAUAACUGGAAUAUCAUGUCAUGUGAUCCCACAGUGCCACAUUGUGCAAGGGACAAAACCACCAGAGGUACACGUAUAAUAGUAUUGGUUAUUCUUUCUCCUUGUAACCACAUAAAAUUUUAGAUGCACCAUAAUAGCAGUAGUAAGAUGGAAUUGUCUGGAUCAAUGUAUCAAUUUUGUAGAUCUACAACUUCCAUAACGACUUGCAUUUGUAAAGGUUGGCACAAUAUCAUGAUAGUUCUACUUUUAUAAUAUCCUAGAAUCUACCAAUGUUUGGUCUGCUCUAAAUGUUUGAAUUCUGCAACAUAUAUUCAUCAAUACUCAAUCAAGUGGUUCAACAUGAAGCAUAAAAUUACCUGUCUGACAAAUUUGAAAUCUAUAAAAUUGUGUACUUCAUUAAAUAAGCAAAAUUAAUUUAACUCCCAGAGGUCUGAUUAGUCAACAUUUUUUGCAAUGAAGUCUGGAGUUCUUUUAGUUCUAUUGAUAAAUAAAAUUAACAAACCUGUUGCUAAGCAUUAAAAAAAAAAAAAAAAAAAUUUUUUGCAAUGAACUGUAUCCCACACAUAACUGCAAUAUUUCAGGAAUAUUAUUGCAGAAUUUCUAUUCCAUGCUCUAUUCUUUGGUCUAAGAUGUUCACUUUGUUAAUUGCUCCUUCUGAUGGUGCUUCAGGAAGAUAAAGAUCCAAUUCUUUGUAGGGAGGCCCCACCAAUAUUUUUUAUUGUGGCUGAACUAACACUUAUUUGUAUAUUUUCCCUGAAUUGUUUCUGUAUUUUGGUCACCCAGUGCCUAUUAUUGGUGCAGAGUAUGUUAAAUGUAUUGCUUGUCUGUGCCUCCCCCCCACUUUUUUCCUGUACUACUGUUUCCCCAGCAGGGCGUUGUCCCAGGGACACUGUCAGACCAGUUUAAACUAUCUGCUUUGUCCCUCCUCAAUCUCCCAUCAGGAUCUUGGGAUUUAAACCCCUGUUGUAUUGUGUUGGAGACCCCAUGUAAGGGUCUGUGCGUAAAAGCCACGUGUGAUCAAAUAAACCUCAGUUGACUCCCAGAACUGUGUGUCAUCCAGUUACGGGGGGAAUGGGCUAUAUCUCCUAAACAGUGCUUCCUUUCCAGCUUUAGAGAAUCCCAGCAGAAAUUUUGGAUUUUAGUAUUACAUCUCCGCUACAUUUAUAAAUGAAGUUCUGGAGUAAGAACUCUGCCUAAGAUGCCAAUUACUGUCCUCUGUUAUAUAUUAUCAGCACUACACAUUAACCAGCUAUAUGGAGGAUAUUUCUAUGAGGCAUAACCUGUGUAUCAAAAAAUAUGUAUUGCUAUAUAAUGAUACUAUACUAUACUUCUUUUUCAGGCAGUACGUGCAAUCAAUGGAUGUGAUCAUGAUACUACUCCUGAAGAAUUCACCAAUCGUGUGUUUGACAAAAUUGAUAUCAAUGGAGAUGGUAAGGGCUAGUCUUAUUGCAUUAACUAUUAUCAAUUCAAGCAAAGUGGGAAAACAGGGGUUCUUUGAUCCAGCAUAAUUCAUGUACUUUAGUAUACUUUCUUUCUAAAUAGCUCAUAUUGUAACAUUCUUUAAAACAAUAGAUAAUUUCCAGUCUAUUACCAUUCACAAGGUGUAAACACAAUGUUUCUGCUUAAUGCAUACUUACUUUCAAUUCAUUAUCGACCUAAGGAAGCCAUAACUUAAACAUUUUUCUUUCACAAUGAUUUAUUUCAUUGUCAUUCUUAUAUAGUAAACUCUCUCCCUGUAUUUGGCUUUUCUCCAUUUCAUAGUGAGUUUUAUCAAACGUGAUUGCUUUCGAGUUAGAAAGAUACGUCUCACUUUCAUAAGAAGGGAAUGUCUAUUUAAUUAUAUUACUCUCUGUACUUCUCUGUCUUCAUCAGGGGAGCUGUCACUGGAAGAGUUUGUUGAGGGUGCUCGGAAGGAUGAAGAAUUUAUGGAUGUUAUGAUGAAAAGCUUGGACCUGACUCACAUAAUGACCAUGAUUAAUAAUCGGAGGCAUAGUGUGUGAUAUAAAGGUGGCAGCCAGUGCCACUGGGUGUGCAGGCAGAAGAGCAAAAAGGGGUGCGGAGUGUACUUAAGUAUGCUUGAGAAGAUGUCACCAUGGAUUAUGUAUAAUAAGGAAACAUUUUUCAUAACACAAGGAGGACAUAGCGGAAGAUGGGGAGGAAAGGGAAAACAAGUGAUAGAGUUGGAGGAACAAAGACUUACAUAUUAAGAACUAAGAGAAUUCAAGAAAUAAAACUGUGGACAGAAGGUGGAUUCUAGAAAUGAUAUGCAUAGGUAAUACAUUCACAGCAAAUCAAACAAGUAUAAUCCUUUAUGGGUUGCAUUACUAUGUAUGUAAUAUUAUUGAUAGUUAAUAUGUUAUUCUUGGCUUAGUGCAUAUAUUACUAGAAGAAACGCUCCUUAAGAGUGCCUAGAUAAAGAUCCAGUACUUGCAGAAAUAUGAAUAAGGAGAAGUAUCGGAACCAUGGAGGAUGUUUGAUGAGUAUACCGUUAUGUGAUGCGGGCUCUCCUGUGAUGUAGGGUACAUGACAUCACAUGAUGUAACUAAGCCAAGAUAUAUUGUAUAAUUUGAGUACUAAUUGAAUGUAAUGUAAAUAUGUAUGAAACACAAUAAGAAUAUAUAUAUAUAUAUAUAUAUAUAUAUUCUUUAAAGCAUUUUAUAUAAUACGUUUUUUUGAGGCAUAGUGUUAGCAGAAUAUAUAGUUCACGGUACGUAGUUAGUGUGAAGCAGUCUGUACAGAGAGAUGUAGAAUAGCUAUUAGACAUACAUAGUGUAAAUAAUUGAUGUCUAUGUAGCAGUAUGUAAAAAGUGCUUGGAAAGUAGAUAUAGAUGAACUUUUCUUGGGAUGUGAGAAAAAUAAAUAUCAAUUUAUGAAUGGGAGAGAUGGUGAGAGCCAACGGCUACUGAAACAUAGCUUUCAUAAUAACCCUUGAAAGCGAGAUCAACAUGCAUUAAAGAAAAGCAUCAUUUCAUGACUCCAUGUGUUAUAAGUAUUGAGAAUAUGUAGACAACUGUUAUACUGUAGGCAUUGUCAAUUACAGCAACAAUCAUGGGACUAAACAUAACCAUCACACAGGAUGUAAUUAGGAGGCAAAGAAUGGUACAGUAAUCCUUACAGUGGAACCAGGACUGAGUAUAGAACAGUCACCACAGUGUUCAGAGUAAGAAUUGGUGGAGGCUUAGUUGUGUACAACCAAGAAAUAUAAAGGUUUUUUUUUUUUUUUUUUAAAUAGUGACUUAAAAGGACAAGGCUCCCACAAGCCCUUAUCAGGGUUACACAUAAACUACCAUCAUCAGGCUCACACAUAUUCAGCCCUUAACAGGCUUACGUAUACUCAGCCCUCAUCAUACCCAGUCCUCAUAAAGUCCACAUAUACACUACUCUCAUCAGGCUGACAUAAACACUACCCUCAUCAGGGUCACACAUACACUACCCUCAUCGUGCUCACUCAUACUCAGCCCUUAUCAGGCUCACAUAUGUACUAACCUCAUCAGGCUCACAUAUAAUCAGCCCUCAUCAGGCUCACAUAUACACUAGCCUCAUCAGGCUUGCAUAUACACUAGCCUCAUCAGGGUCACAUAUACACUGCCCUGAUAAUGUCCACAUAUACACUACCUUCAUAAGGCCUACAUAUACACUGCCUGCAUCAUGUCCACACAUACACUACCCUCAUAGGGCCCACAUAUAUACCGCCCUCAUCAGGCCCACAUAUACACUACCUUCAUCAGGCUCAUAUAUCCUUGUCUACACUAUCCUCAUUGGGUCCUCAUCUAUUGACUAUGAUGAUGCAUUUCCACAACAUCAAAUAUAUGCAAACAUUGUUGCAGUUUCUGGAUCCUGUGAACAGUCUGGACCCUGUGUAUCUCCAUUUGCACUAUCACAAUUAGAGGGGGUAUGUUAGAAGGUGGGCUCUCUAUGUCUUCACACAACAUUUUCACAGCUGUUAAUGAAUUAAUUUUUAUCAUGGUUAUUAUUUUAAUGUCAAAUGUAGCCGAACAUAAGAAAAAUGUGUUUGUUGGAAACUGACAGAGAUGCAGUGCUUAUAAUGAGUAUAUAGUGUUUUAAUGUUACUAUGCUGCAUUGUGCACCUUGUGUAUAUUGCACUUGUACAUGACUCAGCAUUGUGAAUCAAAUGGAAAAGAACAUAUGUGGCUUUUUUAUGUUUGACAGGCUUGUGCCUUUUUUUGUGAGCUGUAAAUAAAAUGCUACGUAAACCCUACAUACAUUUUAAAUAAAAUGGUAUAAUAUUGAU
Pelobates cultripes (western spadefoot toad) is the source of this 16427-nucleotide messenger RNA. The record is from the annotation of a GenBank genome assembly. NCBI's taxonomy places the organism in Eukaryota, Metazoa, Chordata, Amphibia, Anura, Pelobatidae.